AUGACCUUCGCCGUCACGACUAUGGCGCCAUUGGACCAGGGCACACGCAGACUGCACACGGACCUGGGGUCAGAGAGUCCGGACACUCAUGAGGCCAAUGCCCCUCCGCGCAAGAGGAAAAGGACUCGCAAGGUGCAGCUGGAUCGUAAAUUCGACUGCUCGUUCGAAGGAUGCGGCAAGAGCUAUUCACGCGCGGAGCAUCUAUACCGCCAUCAAUUGAACCAUGCCCCAAAGCAGAUAUACCGAUGUGAUUUCCCUGAAUGCUACCGUUCUUUUGUGCGACAGGACCUCUGCGUGCGGCAUCGCGAACGACACACAACUCAGGGCUCGCAACUGCAGAAACGCGAUCACUUUGCGCAAGCCGCUUCCACAAAUACAAGCGGGAUCUCGAAAUCCCAGGCCGUUCAUAAUACCGCACAAAUAGUUCAAUCCCAGUCUCCUCCUGUCCUUUCACCACCGGACUCUAAACAGGGCUCUACAGGCCCGGAUCAACAUAUCGGUACGACCGGCAUUGCGGUCUCUUCGCCUUCAACCGCUGCCGGCUUCGGACGGCCCUUCAAUUACCAACCCGUUGUUCAACAUCAUGCUCUCGAAACAGCGGACUCUCCAUUUUCUCAGCCAGGCGGGCUGCCAGAUAUGGGCUCGCCUACCGCCUCUAUGGCCUUCAACUCCCCGCCCCUCCAGCGUUCAUUACAUGCCGGUGUCCACACUCGCCAUGCCGUGAAUGGCUCACCUACCAACGAAUUGGGGCCAGGUCCGCGCUCAGUUCCCAUGGACGAGCCUGCACCUAUAUCCAACAGGCCACAGGAUCUCGGUACAGGCUAUGGCGCCUCAACUGAUCUCCAUGGGUCUUUAAUGAACCCUUCCGCCUACAGUUCACAGUCGGGUAUGCACAUCCCAGUUGAUGGGUACUCCGACAUCAGUAUAGCACCAGUAGCUUCAUCAACAUCUGCCCCACUUGAUCAAGCAAGCGGUCUGGGAGUCCUAGAUUCUAUGGCAGGAAUGAUGACCCAAGGCUCAACGGUCGGGGAUAUGCAAUUCGACUCAAUGAGUUCUUCUGCAUAUCCUGUAUUUGGUGGUGAAAGCAAUCGUUCACCCUUCCAUAUGGGUGACGAUUUCACAGCAUGGCUCUUCAGCGACCCGGCGCCUGGGUCGUCAGCAGCCAAUCAAUCGGCAACAAGGAUGGUGUCCGGCUACAUGGAUGCGCAGAUGCAGAACCAGUUUCUGAUGAGUGAUGCCUCUUACGGAAGCCUUUUUAACAGUGUUGUUCCAUCCCAUCCAAUGAGUGUUACCAGCAUCCUUGACCCUGGUUCGCCACGAGCGAUCAUGUCCGAGGAGAAGCGCCAGGAGCUGCUAGACCUCAUGUCCACUCGGUUCAACGAGGCCGCAUACUCCGCAGUUGCAAAGCGCAAGGAUGCUUUGAUGGACGGGGACAUGGACGACGACAACCACGUUCUUAGCCUGUCCAAAAUGCAAACCUACAUUGGUUCAUACUGGUACCACUUCCAUGUGCAGCUGCCAAUCCUGCAUCGGCCGACCUUUGUAGCCGAUAAGGCGCCCAAUUUGCUACUGCUGGCUGUAAUGGCGAUUGGCGCAGCAACCCUGGAUACCAUCCACGGGCAAGAAGUCACCGAAACAGCAUCAGAGCUAGCUGACUUCAUUAUGUGGCAUCUGCGUUGGGAGAUCUUCAUGGAAGGAGAUUUCCGACCGCCCGCCAAACUUUGGAUUUUCCAGUCACUGUUACUCCUGGAGGUUUACGAGAAGAUGUACUCUACUCGAGCACUUCAUGAGCGGGCGCACAUCCACCACGACACAACUCUGACGUUGAUGCGACGCGGUAGUUCCCUGAUAGGCCGUCACUCGUUCGACUCCCCUGCGAGUUUGAGAGAUGACCGGCAGGCGCGGUCGACUUCUGGGUCGGCAAUGACACCGGACUUUGCAGCCGACGAGUCUUGGACGCAUUGGAUUAAGACCGAGGCCACUCGGCGAGUUGCAUUUGCAGCGUUCGUUCUGGAUUCAACUCAUGCCACGAUGUUCGGACACUCGGCGAAGAUGGUCGCACAUGAACUACGUCUACCGCUUCCUUGCGAUGAAGCGUUGUGGUCUGCUACCAGCGCCACGGAGGUUGCUCGAGUACAGGCGAGUCUUCAGGCCAACGGCCUCAGGCCGGUGAUGUUCCUAGACGGGCUUAAAAGGACCCUCAACGGGCAGCGCGUGCGAACAAACGCCUUUGGAAGGACGAUUCUUAUGGCUGGUCUGCUUAGUGUGAGCUGGCACAUGAACCAGCGUGACUUGCAGGUCAGCUCGCUCGGUGUCGCCCAUGCCCUCGGGGGCCGCGACAAGUGGAGGUCUGCGCUGUUACGUGCCUUUGAUAACUGGCGCCGCGACUUCGACGAGGCGCUCGGACAACCAGGCCUAACUUCUUUCCCUAAUGUAUAUCGUGCCCGGUACGCAUUAGACGAGGACAAUGUCUUUGAAUCGCGCGACGUACUUCACGGUCUGGCUCAUAUGGCUUCGCAUGUUGACGUCGUUGACUGUCAGAUAUUUGCUGGCGCUCGAAGACUAAUGGGACGGUCUAUCACUCCAAGAGACUACAACGCUGCACGAGAGAAGAUGGUAGACCGCUGGGCAACCAAGGCAUCUGCCCGCGACGCUACCUUCUACGCUCUGAAAUUUCUCGCCGAAUGCCUUUUGGACAACCAACACGGAAACGCAGAUGUUGAAGGAGAGCUCUACUGUGGGCGCGAGGAUUACCUCCUCAACCGGCCAUGGGUGAUUUACGUUGCCGCCCUCGUCGUCUGGUGUUACGGGUACGCCCUUGAGGGCCCGAUACCAAACGCACCGGAACUAUCGACGGUCGAGGAACAGAGGCAAGAUAUGCAGGCAUUCUUGCGCCAUGUAGGCGGCUGUCGUGAGCCGAGCGACCUUGAAUCAAUGAAAGGGCGGAACCGGUGUCUUGGACUGUUGAUGAUCCUGCGGGAUGGGUUUUCCAAUGCCCGAUGGGAGCUGUUGGCGGAGGCCGCAAACCUGCUGAGCAGUUGCAUUGACAAGUCGAGGGGAGUGUCACAGUGA
Molecule: messenger RNA, 3072 nt
Organism: Aspergillus versicolor CBS 583.65
Lineage: Eukaryota; Fungi; Ascomycota; Eurotiomycetes; Eurotiales; Aspergillaceae
Product: putative C2H2 finger domain protein
Exons: 2
Coding region: 1-3072 (1023 amino acids)
Biological process (GO): DNA-templated transcription; regulation of transcription by RNA polymerase II
Cellular component (GO): chromatin
Molecular function (GO): RNA polymerase II cis-regulatory region sequence-specific DNA binding; DNA-binding transcription factor activity, RNA polymerase II-specific; zinc ion binding
Source: RefSeq, a predicted model, not a curated record